AUGAUUAUAGAGAUAUUCACGCAUAUUGAUGUCUCUUCUUUAUUAUACGACCUACCCACUGAGCAUACGGGCUCGAUAAGGGACUGUAUUGGGCGUGCAUUUCGAAAGAAGUCUAUAUAUAUACCGGUUGUAACUGCUCCUGAGGAGAGUGAAAGCCAACUUCCACCCAAAACACCUCUAUUCAUUCGCUCGAGUCACUUGUGCAACAGAUAUCCUGUUACUUUCAAUAUGACAAUUAUCAUCUCCAUUGGCAGGAUUGCCUUGUUUACUCUCCUGGCCUUUGAGAGUGCCGUCCAGGCGAGCCCUAUCCCCUACGACAUCAGAGGAGACGUCAUUAUUUCCAUCCCCAAUGGCAGCCACACUCUCACCAGCAGAUCAAACACCGAUUCACUACCACCCGAGCUUACUGACACCAAAGCGAACGCGAGAGUGAGCGAGCUCAAGACGGUGCACAGAGUGCCGUCGCAAAGUCAUCCUCCCAGGGGGCGGCGCACAAACAUACCGAAUCCCAAUGGGCCGACAUCUGAAGAGGCAGUCAACAGGACCAGGGACUAUAUCGAGGCUAAACCUGUCCGAGAACAAGGAAACCCAACUGCAGUGAAAGUCGGAAAGCCGCGUGGAAAACGUGAAGAUAAUGACGAUAAAUCAACAUCUAGGCCGUCAACUCCACCCCCGACCCAGAUGGCUGUUGAUCAUGUCAGUCCUAUUCCCGGUGGCCCCUGGAAGCACCGGGAAGAGACCAAAUCGAGGGAAACCAUGAAACAGAGACUGAACACAUUAACUAUCGUACAGCCAGGACUUAACAGAGGCAAUGUCUAA
Trichophyton rubrum CBS 118892 is the source of this 819-nucleotide messenger RNA. RefSeq lists its product as uncharacterized. The record is from RefSeq and is a predicted model, not a curated record. The coding region runs from base 1 to 819 and encodes 272 amino acids. NCBI's taxonomy places the organism in Eukaryota, Fungi, Ascomycota, Eurotiomycetes, Onygenales, Arthrodermataceae. The transcript has a single exon.